AUGGAAGAACAGAAGAUGAACCUUACCACUCUUGCCCAAAUAAUUGACUUCUUUGAACAGAACUAUAAUGAUACCAAAGAGGAUUCGUAUGCUGUUGCCAUCAAUGUACCGAGGAAUCAAUGUCAAGGCAACUUUGAUCCUUCAAAUGAGAACUUCUUGACUCUAGAGAAGAAUGCAACAUGUAUGUCAGGUGGCUAUGACAUUAUACCAAACCUUGAAAACUUGAAACAUCACACUGGAAUUAAAGCCUUUGUCUUCAAGAAAGUCUAUGAGGCAUCACUGAGGGGUCUCAUCAUCCUCUACCUACUUCAUCUGUGUGUUCAAAGCAUUCAGGGGGAUGUGAACCCUGCUGCCCUUGCUAAAAUGAUCCAGUAUUUUGAUGACAAUGUCCAGCCAACCAGCCACCCUGAUGUUCAGUAUGUAAUGGUGAUUAUUGUCCCAAAGGCUCAGUGUACAGAAGAACAAUCUGAUAUCCAGACUGUGUUCAGCAGGGAAGAUGCAGAAAAUGUGAGAAAUUUUCUCAAUAAAGGAGAAAAAUGUGUACUCUGCACAUCAUCAAAAAAUGUAAUUGCUGCACGGCCAACUAAAAAACCAAAGGAACAUGCUGAACAUGUUCUGCUCUAUCCACUCAGUAAUUCUCCCAUGGACAAACUUCUAGCAGAGACAAAUGAGAACAGCUGUGUAGUUUUCUAUUCGCACAACUCACCUUGUGUGACGAGGUGCAUUGAGGGUCAAGAAAAGAUUCUGGAUGGCCUUUCAAACUGGAAAAAUAUCAGAAAAGAGGCAAUGAAUAUUUUUGUGUUUAAUAAGAUCUGGCAGAAGGACGCGUGGAGGAAGGAUAUGGCUAAAGAUCUCCUAACGAUUCAUGAGCAAGUGCCUCUUUAUCGGUGUACGAGAACAAAUGUGAUGGAAUGUCAGAAAUGUGUGGAAAGAAACAAUGGGGAUGUGAUUGCUUUCUGUCUGCCUAAAGUUUAG
Molecule: messenger RNA, 975 nt
Organism: Sinocyclocheilus grahami
Lineage: Eukaryota; Metazoa; Chordata; Actinopteri; Cypriniformes; Cyprinidae
Exons: 5
Coding region: 1-975 (324 amino acids)
Source: RefSeq, a predicted model, not a curated record